AUGUCGAGUAAUCUCCUUCGCCAUCGCGCUAUAUACCCCGUCGAAGACCGCAUCAUCCUCGACAUUGGCUCCCUCUAUAUCAAAUGCGGCUUCACAGGGGAGUCAAGGCCCCGGUUCAUCCUACCUCACACAAUUGCCAUCCCGCACCACGAUGGCUCUUGCUCGGGCGUAGGGGAGAUGCAGCCCCUAUGGGGUCUAGAUCUCGCCUCCGCGGAUAUGCACGCGCUGCGGUGUAGAAUCAUCUAUACGCUGAGGAACAUGUACAAUAUGUAUCUGCUGGCGGAUGCCCGUGUGAGGAAGGUUAUUCUGGUGGAGAGUGUUUUGAUGCCGACGGUGAUCAAGGAGAUGAUCGUCGCAGUACUCUUUGAGGUCAUGCAGACGCCGUCGAUAAAUGUGGUUCCGGCGUCCGUUGUUGCGCUUCUGACGGUAGGCCAGAUCACUGGCCUGGUCGUAGAUUGCGGGAACCUGGAGACGACCGUAGUACCGGUGUUCGAGGGACGAGCAUUCCUGCACGACGUGCACGCCGUUGCUCUCGCAGGCAGCGCACUCACCCUGCGUCUCAAGGCACUUCUCAUGCAGCACGCCCAGCUCAUCGACGGCGACAACGAUGAUGAUGACACCACCGACACCCUACACAGCGUGCUCGAACGCGUGACGCUGGAAGAAUGGGAAGAGAUGAAAGCGCAGCUCUGCUUUAUCGACGACCGGCCGGCGGCGCACGAGAUAAUGGAGACGGGUGGUGAGGGAGCGCAAACGCCGCGGGAUGGUGUAAGAUACACGGUGUACGCGUCGACUACACCGGAUGUCACGUUUGUUGUCGGGGCGAGCCGUCGACUCCGUGUGCCUGGAUGGGUCCGCGCCCGGGCUGCGGAGGUGCUGUGGGAAGGAGAUGAGGACAUGCGAAGCGUUGCGACUGUCAUACUUGAUGCACUGCAUAAGUGCUCGCCCGACCUCCGCCCCGUUCUCGCCGGCACCACCCUCCUCACCGGCGGCACAUCGAGCACGCCCGGGUUCCGCGCCCGCCUGCUCGCCGAAUUACACCACCUCACUCAAACCGCCAAACAUUACCGCUGGGCCAGCAAGCUCGCCAUCGCCAUUACCCCGUCGCCCGCCUUCCCGCCCGCAACGCUCAAUUGGGUCGGCGCCGCCCUCGUCGGUUCGCUCAAGAUCAAUGGGCAGGAGAUUGUCAGGGCGGAGUAUGUGAAGGACCCAAAUGCGGCGGUCGCGGAUUGGGUUCGCGUGGGGGAUGGGGGCGGGCACAGGGCAGAAGGGGUGGAAAGGUAG
This is a messenger RNA of Fimicolochytrium jonesii, 1284 nucleotides long. Its product is annotated as actin family. Gene Ontology annotation, biological process: microtubule-based movement. The record is from RefSeq and is a predicted model, not a curated record. NCBI's taxonomy places the organism in Eukaryota, Fungi, Chytridiomycota, Chytridiomycetes, Spizellomycetales, Powellomycetaceae. The coding region runs from base 1 to 1284 and encodes 427 amino acids. The transcript has 4 exons.